Impatiens glandulifera is the source of this 1711-nucleotide messenger RNA. Its product is annotated as plant UBX domain-containing protein 7. Gene Ontology annotation, biological process: proteasome-mediated ubiquitin-dependent protein catabolic process. The transcript is spliced from 10 exons. Gene Ontology annotation, cellular component: nucleus. Gene Ontology annotation, molecular function: ubiquitin binding. The record is from RefSeq and is a predicted model, not a curated record. Lineage: Eukaryota; Viridiplantae; Streptophyta; Magnoliopsida; Ericales; Balsaminaceae. The coding region runs from base 115 to 1476 and encodes 453 amino acids.
AAAUAAUCUCCUAAUCCUCUCUAGGAAAGCGAGAAGAUCUUGAGCUUCAAGAGUUGUCUCUUUCGCUUUCAGCUUCUGCUUUUGCUCGCCCUCUCCUUACCUCUAUCAUUGGAGAUGGACGGGGCUCUAACUACGGCCGACAAGCAGAAUUUGGUUUCUUCAUUCCUAGAGAUCGCCGUUGGCCAGACUGCCGAUACCGCCAGACAAUUUCUACAGGCUACGAGUUGGAAGCUUGAUGAAGCUAUUCAACUAUUUUAUCUUGGAAACGAGAGUGGCAUGGUUACAUCAUCUCCCCCUUUAGGAAAUAUUCCAAAUGAUCGAAUUUCAGGUGGAUCUAAGGACUUUGGAAAUGGAAGUUUUAGGCCUGAUGGAGAAUAUGAAGUGAGGGCACCUAUACCUGUAAAAAGAGAAGCUCUUUAUGACAAUAUGCAUGGAUCAAGAGCGAGAUAUUCAUCACAUGAAUCUCAUUCAGUAGUUCCUUUCCGCAACUUUGACGAGGAGAUGAAACAUCCAGGGAUUUGGGGGUCAAAUGAAGGUGCCACAUCUACAACCGAUAGUUCUCGAGAUAACCUUGCAUCACUUUAUCGCCCUCCUUUUGCAUUAAUGUACCAUGGCCCCUUUGAGAAGGCAAAAGAUGCGGCUAAGAGCCAGAACAAAUGGCUACUUGUAAAUGUGCAAUCUACUUGUGAAUUCAGCUCGCAUAUGCUUAAUCGCGAUACUUGGGCAAAUGAAGCUGUUGCACAAACCAUCGGUACAAAUUUCAUCUUUUGGCAGGUAUAUGAUGAUACUGAGGAAGGCAGGAAGGUCUGUACUUAUUACAGGUUGGAUAAUGUCCCAGUGAUUCUUGUCAUUGACCCUAUCACAGGGCAGAAAAUUCGUUUAUGGCGUGGAAUGAUACAACCAGAAAGUCUGCUGGAAGAUUUGUUACCAUUAAUGGAUAGAAGCCCCAGUGAUCAUGUCACUUUAUCUCACAAACGCCCAAGAGAGAGUUCUCUGACUUCACCUUCCAAUACACAAGAGGAUUCAUCAACUGCAAAUAUACAUGGCGAAGAGGAUGAGGAACUAUUGCAAGCAUUGGCAGCUUCAAUGGAAAACAAGAAAGAUUCUCAUUCUGUUAGCGUGAAUGAUGAGGCCAUAGAUGACAAGAAGGCAGCAGACGAAAUUCCCCAGCAACUGAAGAAGUAUUAUCCACCACUGCCUGAAGAGCCAAAGGGAACUGAUAGGAAUCUUAUUUGCAGAGUUGGGAUUCGUCUUCCAGAUGGCCGUAGAAUUCAGAGGAACUUCCUGCGUUCAGAUCCAAUACAGUUGCUUUGGUCACACUGUUUGUCUCACCUUGACCUCAAGGAGGGUGAGACAAGACCAUUUCGCUUGGCGCAUGUUAUACCAGGAGCUUCAAAGUAUCUGGACUAUGACAUCAUAUUGACAUUUGAAGAAUCAGGGCUUGCCAACUCAAUGAUUUCAGUUACUUGGGAAUGAUAUGAUGACCGGCCACAAUCUUGUCAUAAAUAAAGGUUUCUGUUUUUUUCUUCUUUCUUCUUCUUCUAACUCUCUCUCUCUCUCUCUAUAUAUAUAUAUAUAUAUAUAUAUUAUAUAUAUAUAUAUAUAUGUUUAGGAGCAACUUAAAGGAAGUUUGUUGUGUAUAUAACAUGCUUUUUGUAGGCAUGGUUGCUACUAUGUUAUUAUCAUAUUUGUUGUUCAUGUUGGAGUUUCA